Messenger RNA from Lycium barbarum (goji berry), 1308 nucleotides. Its product is annotated as PRA1 family protein B4-like. The coding region runs from base 184 to 846 and encodes 220 amino acids. Gene Ontology annotation, biological process: vesicle-mediated transport. Gene Ontology annotation, cellular component: endoplasmic reticulum; Golgi apparatus. The transcript has a single exon. The record is from RefSeq and is a predicted model, not a curated record. Lineage: Eukaryota; Viridiplantae; Streptophyta; Magnoliopsida; Solanales; Solanaceae.
UACUAAAUUCAAUAAGAAGCUGAGAUCCACCGACGAAAAUUAGAUCUCCUUUCUCCAUCACUGAAACCCCCCAUAACCGUAUAUCUCAAGCAAAAAUCCCCAAUUCCCCUUAUAAAACCAAAUCACCUUUCAUUCACCAAACUCCUUUGCAUUUCACAAGAAAACUCCUAAAAGUCCCCAACAAUGGCAGCCACCGCUCAAUCACCAGUAGCACUUCUCCCCGUUUCCAACCCCCAAACCAUCACCACCACAACCACCGACACCCAACAAACAGUCACAAAUGUAGGCCCCACACCUGCUCUCCGUUCAUUCAUCAACCGCAUGUCCGACACAAUCCAAUCUGGUCUCUCCAAUCGUCGUCCUUGGUCCGAACUAAUCGACCGUUCCGCUUUCUCGAAACCCGAAUCAAUCUCCGAUGCUACUCUCCGUAUCCGCAAAAACUACACAUACUUCCGUACUAAUUACCUUUCUCUCCUUGCCUUUGUCCUUGCCUUUUCCCUAAUCACAAACCCCUUUUCCCUUUUCCUUCUCAGCGCCCUUCUCGCCGGUUGGCUUUUCCUUUACCUUUUUCGGCCAUCAGAUCCACCGCUUGUUCUAUUCGGGAGACAGUUUUCUGAAAGGGAAACGCUUGGGGGUCUUAUUGUUUCGACUGUUGUUGUGAUUUUCUUGACGAGUGUUGGAUCUGUUCUUGUGUCAGCUUUGAUGGUUGGUGUUGGGAUUGUUUGUACACAUGCUGCUUUUAGAGCUCCUGAAGAUCUUUUCCUUGAUGAACAGGAGUCUCCUGCAACUGGGUUUCUUUCCUUUUUGGCUGCCCCUAACGCCGCCACCGGAGCCGCUAGGGUUUGAGUUUUGGAAUAAUAGCAUUUAAGUCCCUGAAUUAUAGGUAUUUUCUUGUUUUGGUCCUGAUGAUAUCUGAUGAAUCACAUUUAACCUUCUCAUUUAAUGGAAAUGCGUGUUUUUAGUCCAUUUAGGUAACAAGUAUGUUGUAUUUGAACUACUUUGCAAAGGGAUCAAAAGUGCAUAUUUCUAUUAAUUGAAGGUUAAAUGUGCUUAGUCAAAUAUUACAAGAAUCAAAAUAAUAAUUGAGGGAUCAAAAUUGCUAUUAACCCUUAUUCUUAUGAUGAAGGUAUUGAUAUUGAAGUCUAGUAGAUAAAAUAACGAUCAAAAUUAGAGGAUAUAUUCAGGUUGUUUGAUUGUUCUUUUUUGUUUUUUUGUAUUUUUCAUAUGGAAAUGUAUAAUCAGGAUCUGUUGGGGAUUUUGUUUCUGUAAUUUGACAUAUAAAGUGAUGUGAAAUCAUUGAUUGAUUCA